Emys orbicularis (European pond turtle) is the source of this 2460-nucleotide messenger RNA. It is a transcript of the gene EMILIN3, whose product is annotated as elastin microfibril interfacer 3. Gene Ontology annotation, cellular component: extracellular matrix. The record is from RefSeq and is a predicted model, not a curated record. NCBI's taxonomy places the organism in Eukaryota, Metazoa, Chordata, Testudines, Emydidae. Gene Ontology annotation, molecular function: protein binding. Bases 1 to 2460 code for a protein of 819 amino acids. The transcript has 4 exons.
AUGAGCAGGACAAGUGGAAACUCUCUCUUCUGGGUUUUCUCCUACCUCUGCCUGGGGACGUUGGUUUCUCUGACGGAUGCCAAAGGGACCUAUUACCACCACCCCGCCCCUGUCUCUUACAGUAACAGAUACAAUCUUUAUACCUCAGGAUCUAGCCCUCAGCUCAGCCCCGGGAAGCCCAUGGGGAAGCACAAGAGCUACUGUGCAUACGUGGUGCAGAGAAAUGUGACAUGCACCCUGCAGGAUGGGGUAGAGAGCUACGUGAAGGCAGAAUAUCACAAGUGCAGCUGGGGGCCCAAGUGCCCAGGGAAAGUCCUGUACCGCACCUUCUACAGACCCAAGUACAAGAUUGGCUACAAGACAGUGACUGAGCUGGCAUGGAGGUGCUGCCCAGGACUCAUGGGAGAAGGGUGCCAUGACAGCCCUACCAACCAACCAGGCCUGCUGCCCCAGCGCCCCAGCCCUAAGAUUACUCCUGGUCACAAGAUGUUUCCAGGUCCUAGAGUUCCUCCCCAUCCCCAAAUCCACCCUGAGCCGUUUCCAGGUCCAAAGAAGAACCACUAUGGCAGGAAGAUGCCUGGCAUCUUUGGGGACAGGCUGGACCGGCUGGAAGAGGAGGUAAGGCGCCUCUCGCAGUCCUACGACAGCCUGCACAAUGUGGUGAGUGGGCUGGGGGACCACCUGCGUCUGGCCAUCCAGGAGGAUACCAACAAGAUGAUUGGGUCUCUGAUGAACAGCCCAAGCGUGCCUGACUCAACAGUGGGCUUUGGGGUCAUUCCCGAUGGGAUUGUGGAUGUGGCUGACAAGGCGGACAUCACCACCUAUCCACCCGUGGGUGAGAUCCUGGCCAAGGUGAGCGAGGUGAGCGACGUGCUGAAGACCAAGACAGAUUUGCUCAAUGAGGUGCACGGCCUGGUCCUGGACCAUGAUGGGCAGAUCAAACACCUGCUGGAGUCAGCUAGGCCAUCACCCCUCACCUCCAUCGACAUGUUGGAGGAGUACGUGGACACCCGGCUGAGCAACCUGCGAGCAGAGAUGCUGGAUGGCUUUGAGAAGAAGCUGGUGAAAAUCCAGAGCACGUGCGACUUCAGGAUCAAGGAGGUGCAGCAGCAGUGUGAAGAGGAGAAAGCUGCCAACUUGCGGCUACAGCAGACCCUGGACGGCAAGGAACUGGAGAUCAAGAAGGAGAUCUCCCAGCUGGAGACCCAGAUCCAAGGGUUGACCGUGGUGGAGAGCUGCUGCGGCAACCUGAACUACCUCACCGAGCGCAUGGACAUCCUGGAGAAGGGCCUGCACAGCAUCUCUGAGUCCCAGAAGAACCUACACUCACAGCUCAAUGGUGAGUUCUCCACCAUCACCCUGGGGAGCCUUGUUGAAGGGCGCUUCGAGGACCUGGAGGCGAGGCUCAAUGCUACAGAGAGAGAGACUGGCAGCUGCUGCUCCAGCUUGGAGGACAGCAUGAUGGGCCUGGUGGGGUCAGAGUUGGAUGGUGUGAGGACCUCGUUUGAGGACAAAAUGAGGACCGUGGAGGACAGGUUCAUGACCAUUGUGGGGGAGCUGAGCAAUGUCAGUGCCCCAGCGGGCCUGGAUGGAGCUGUGAUGCCCUUGCUGGAGGGAGAGCUUGCCAACAUGAGGAAGCAGACAGACGAGAGACUGGAGGUGCUGCAGAGCCGGCUCACCACCCUGGAGAGCACCUGCUUACUGGGCUGUGCCUCUGCUUCCAAAGAUGUGGAGACCUUCCGGACGGAAAUUGAGGACUGCCAGAGCAAGAACCAGGAUCUGCUGCUCAGAAUGGACAGUAACAACGACCUCCUGCGCAAGUUGAAUGCCACCAUCCUGGAGAUCCAGAGGCGGAUUGAGGAGGAGGCAGCCGGCUCCCUGCAAGGCGAGAUCACCCUGCUCAAGAUCAACCUGAAUACCGUGAGCAAAUCCCUGACAGGGCUCAAGGACUCUGUCUCCCAGUACUCCAACACCGUGCUGCACGUCAACUCUUCACUGGACGAACACGAACGCAAGAUAGAGGACGAGGUGCACUCCAUUCAGGAGAAGGUCAGCGACCAAGGCUCGCAGCUCAUCUUCAGCAACAAGCGCGUCCUGAACCUGAAAGGCGAUCUGGAGAGACUCAAAGCCAGGAUCGUGAAUGACCUAAGCAACUGUAAGAACGUCGCACACGUCCUGCAGAAGGAAGUGGCCCAGUUCGACAGCCGUGUGGCCCAGGUGGAAAACAUGUGCGGCGGGCUUGGUGCCAUGACGGGGAGCCUGGACAUCAUCCGUGAUGAGCUGGAGAAGCACACAGGCAGCCUGUGGGGCUACAUGGACCAUAUGAAUGGGACUUUGGCCACCCACUCUCAGGAAAUAACUGUACUGAAGGACAACUUGCUGGAUUGCCAGGCCAAAGUGACAGAGCUGGCCGAACAGGUCACCCACUUGGAAGGCGCUUCAGAGGGGAAGCAGCAUUAG